Messenger RNA from Hydractinia symbiolongicarpus, 914 nucleotides. RefSeq lists its product as uncharacterized. NCBI's taxonomy places the organism in Eukaryota, Metazoa, Cnidaria, Hydrozoa, Anthoathecata, Hydractiniidae. The coding region runs from base 8 to 820 and encodes 270 amino acids. The transcript has 2 exons. The record is from RefSeq and is a predicted model, not a curated record.
AGAGCACAUGAUAGUAGAUAAUCAUGAUGUCACGAAACACCAUUCUUCCAUGGACUUAGUGAGACAAUCAUAUGUUGACAAAAUGAAGUUGUCAUCGAUGACAUCUUUGCCUUUAUUUGGAAAUGAUCUAGAGAUUGCAAAUGUUAACAUGCAAUGUGCCAUAACAAAAAGUCUAACUUUUGCGAGUAUUGCCAUUGAAGGAUGGUCUUUGCCAGUUAGAUCUACUUUUCGAUUUACAGAUUCUCAAAAGGAUAUUCUUUUGAAAUUAUUCAUGGCUGGAGAAGAAUCUGGACACAAGGUCAGUCCAGAAGAUGCUGCCAUAGAAGUAAGAAAGAAGUUGUCUGUUACUGAAUAUGUAACACCACAACAAGUAAAGUCGUUAUUUUCAAGGUGGUCCAGGCAAUAUAGAGAUGGAAGUUUGGAAUAUGUUAGUUCAGUGACUGAAGGUACUGACAACGGCUUUGAUGAUGAAAUGCUUGCUACAGCUCAGAAUCAGGUCAUCCAGCAAACAUCAAAAGAAGUACUUCUUAAACUUGAAAAUACAUAUCAAGUUGAUGAAUGGAUAGCUUUGCGCUUUGGGAAUACUUGGUUUCCGGCUCAAGUUGUAGAGGCAGAUGAUGAGGGUAUUGUAGCAAGUUGUAUGCAUUAUGCCAUGGGCGAUGGAAACAAUGCAUUUAUUUUUCCAAAUCCAAAAGAUCAAGGGUUCUACGAUCUUGAUGAUAUUAUUUGCAAAAUUUCAGCACCAACUCCAAAGAAUAAUAGAUAUUUUUGGUUAACCUCUGAAGAUUUCAAAAACGCUAGCACAGGAUUUAUUAAUUAGUUUAUCUUACAUUAUCUUAUUACUUUUUUGUUGUUUCAAAUUUAUGUUGUUUUUUGAUGGUUUACAAAAUAUAAUAUAAUUUGUAAGUAAACAA